CCGCGAUCGUAAAAGCUGCCCGUGGCUGAGCUAUAAUCACACAUGAUUAAGUACUAUCAACAAUAACGAUGAUUGAAGAUGGAUAAUGCACAAGUAGGCCAGAAUAUCCCAAAGUUCAAUGCAGAAAAAGAUGUAUGAAACGACAUGGCUCGAGGAUAUGAGAACUGGGUGUGUGAAGUUCUGCACCCCGAACUCACUUAGUCUAUGCGCUGCUGGUCCCUGUAGUAGCCGGCAUCUAAAGUGAGUUCAGCCCGCUGACACCGACCUCAACUUAGUGGAAAGGCCAACAUCAACAAUUCAAUUGCUCAACCCGCAGUCUACCAACGAACAACGGGCAAUUGAUUUUACAGAAUUCCGACGUUUUUCUCUGGGAUUGGCCUUGGACAGACGGGGGCAAGGGCCCAGUAUGCCCACGAAACCCAAUGCGACACCUCUAAUCAUCCUCGCGCCAGACGUCCCGCAACGUUGAACCAUGGCAAACCGAUACGCCGGCUCGUACCGUAAUGGGAAUACGAAUGGGUAUGGCUCAUAUGGAAGACAAGAGGAGGAUGAUUAUGAUCCAUUCGGCGACGACCGGUACGGUUCACCUCCGCAACAGUUCCAAUCGAACAGACGACCACCUCCCGAUAUUUCAUCCCGUAAUGGCGCCGGUUUUGGUGGCAGCUAUGGCGCAUCUUCUGCCGCCCGGCUGCAAAGAGCACAGGAAAGCAGCGCCGAGCGGCAGAUAGCUCAAGUUCUCGAGCAUGUCAGGGCCGAAUGGCCGGCCAUGUGUGAGACUGACUGCAUCCCUGCGUCGAUGGCCUUGCAGCUCCUCGAUAAUAGCUCAGUUGGCCGUGCCCACGAAUAUCGCAAGUUCCAGAAGACGCAUCAAUACUUACAAGAUGCCCUGAAGGGACUGGUCCACGAGCAUCACCAGGGCUUCAACAGCUCCAUUGGCACUUUCCACAAGAUCCAGGGCAGCAUUCAAGCCUCCCAGAAGCGAGUCCGCACAUUGAAAGAAUCGCUGACUGCAUCGCGGGCAAGCCUUUGCGCUACGGAUCCAGAACUCAAGAAGAUGUACAAGACAUCUCAGAUGUACGACGAUGUACUGCAGACGUUGAAUGAACUAGAAGACCUCAGGAUAGUACCCGAUCAGCUCGAGGCGCGCAUAUCCGAAAAACGCUUCUUAACGGCUGUUGAAGUCCUGCAGAACGCUCUGCGCAAGCUAAGGAAGCCCGAAUUGGACGAUAUCGGGGCAUUGAGCGAUCUGCGAAGCUAUCUUGCGAACCAAGAAACGGCAUUGAUGGAUAUCUUGGUGGAGGAGUUGCACGAACACCUAUACCUGAAGUCGCCCUAUUGCCAGGAGCGAUGGCAGAGCUUGUCCAAGAACCAAGGUACAUUGAAGGAGACCUAUAACGAUGUGCCGGCGGUCACUCCGUUUCAUAUCAUUCUCGAUGCGAUGGACCUGCACCAACCAGUAACGGAGGAUCCGGCCAAGAACCCUGAGGCAGACACCUUUUGGUAUAUUGGCCUGGUUGUCGAGUCCUUGAACAAGCUCGGAAAGCUGGAUGCUGCAGUUGAUACUUUGAAGCAACGCCUUCCGGUGGAGCUCUUUGCGGUAGUGAAUGAGACCAUAAAUGACGUGGAUCAAAGGCACCCAAGCUCCUUACGGGGUGGAUCGAUGAAUGCCGACAGCAUCCAUCUGUACGGCAACCGGGGGACUCAGAUGCGAGCCGAUGUCAUUUAUGACCUAUUAUGGACCCUAUACGGCAAGUUCGAGGCCAUUGCCGAGGGUCAUAGAGUUUUCCAUGAGACUAUCAAAGCACUCAUCCGGCGAGAAGGCUCUGGCAACAAUAACUCACUCCUGGGGAGCUUCAAGGAGCUGUGGAACCUUUAUCAAAAUGAGAUUCGCACCCUCCUACACAACUAUGUCACCACUGACGCCGAUGUCUACCACUUCAAUACUACGCCCAAACCCGGAAUGAAUGCCAACGGCUCGAAAGAUGCGUCCAGGGAGCAUCUAUUCAAAUUUUCAGAGACGGACCCGAAAGCUGUAGAGAUAGCCGCCGAAUACGAGGCUUUAGAUGGCAUCGUACGGGCCGCAGUGCCUGGUCUUACCUCUAGCUCUCGAAAAGGCAAGGAUCCGGACAAAAAGGCCACCAAGGACUCGCGAAAGAGCGCAAAUGCCGGUGCUUUCGAAAAUCGAACAUCACCCGGCUCGUACAAUCCUUUGGUUGAGCCUAGUGUAUUCAACAUGAGUUUGUUGCUUCCUCCAACGCUCGUUUUCCUUCAGCGAUUGAAGGUCAUUGUCCCACCUGGAUCGGAUCUGGCUGCCAGCACUUUGACAUCGUUCCUCGAUAACUUCCUCGUGAAUGUCUUCCAGCCACAGCUUGACGAAACUCUGGGCAAACUAAGUGAUGCGGUCUUCGGAGAGGCGGACUCGUUCCAACUAGACUCCAAUUGGAGCCUGGCGGCUCGACGGCCAGUAUUCAAGGGCACUACCGCUUUCUUUGCAGUGAUAACUGCAUUCUGCCGCAUGCUUGGCACAAUUCCACAUGAUCAAGCAUUGAGCUCCCUCAUUCUCUCGCAGAUGAACAGGUACUACGAACGCUGCUUCGGCUGGUACAAAUCAUUGGUUGCAAAGGCCUUGGAAUCGGUCUCACCACAACAGGCUCUGAGGUUCUCUGCCGAAAUCGCUACCACCGAAGGCGAUAUUCAAGAGACCAUCAAGAAGCUCUGGACAUCGGAGACGGUAGACCAUGAACUCCUGGACAAGGAGAUCGGACUACUCAUCAUGCGGACAAAUGAAAGGCCACUCGAGCCAAACGACAUAAUUCAAGAUCGGGAUGUCAUAUCUUCACUCUGCCUGUUGUACACAAGCAUGAAGUGGCUGUCAGUGAAAGUGAGAGGCCUGAGGCACAUCACAAGUCAUGACACGGACUCUUCGCGACCAACACUUCCCAAGAAUCAGAACCGCCGCUGGACUCUCCUGAAUGACCCUCACAAGGCUAGCAGUGAUGAAAACGGCCCUGUGUAUCUGCCAAUGACACAGGAAACAGUGCAAUCGUUCGAUAGCAUCGUGCUCGCCUACGAAGAACUGGCUGGAACGGUAUUAUUGACGGUACACCUGGAAAUCCGCUGCCGCAUUAUCUACUCACUCGCAUUAUCAUUAUCUCCGGCUACAGCCCCCUACGUCCUGCCGCUGGAUCAGGAAAUCAAAGACCCGGACCCGGACAUUCUCACACUCAACGCCGAGCUCGUCGCCUACGACGAGACAGCUGUGCGCUACUUACGAGAUCCCGAAAUCGCCUUUGUACGGACUGGGUUAGGACUGCUCAUUAAUUCCUACCUCGUCAGCAAUGCCCUUGCCACGCAGCCGAUGAACGCGCGGGGCUGCGAGCGGAUGCAACUCAACAUCCUGGUGCUUCAGCAGAACCUCAAGAACAUCGAGGCGGGCGUUGAUCUCACGAGGGCGGCAAACUACUUCUCGCUGUUCGAAGCCGGACCCGACGGCAUCGUCGAGAAGGCGAAGAACGACAAGGAGAGAGAAAAUGGGGGCCAGGAUAUCGCUGUACGAAGUGCCGAUAAAUUCAGCUACGACGAGCUUAAGGCUCUCAUUGAGUUGUGCUACAGUGAGCAAUUGGCGAACCCGGAGCGCGGCAUCGCAGCUGCUGCUAAGAGGCAGAUGGGCGACAAGGUGCUGAGUUUGAGCGAGUACAUGUGGCAGAGCUAGAUUCUCUGCGGCGAGAACGAGAUGCUGGUUCUGGAAUAGAGGGAACGCGGGUUCUUUGGGUUUACUACGUACGGUGUUCGGGGCUUACCCUUAGUGUAUACAAUGCAUCGUUUUAACCGUGGCAUU
This is a messenger RNA of Pseudomassariella vexata, 3838 nucleotides long. RefSeq names its product Sec8 exocyst complex component-specific domain-containing protein. Gene Ontology annotation, cellular component: exocyst. Bases 473 to 3712 code for a protein of 1079 amino acids. Gene Ontology annotation, biological process: Golgi to plasma membrane transport; exocytosis. NCBI's taxonomy places the organism in Eukaryota, Fungi, Ascomycota, Sordariomycetes, Amphisphaeriales, Pseudomassariaceae. The transcript has 2 exons. The record is from RefSeq and is a predicted model, not a curated record.